AUUUUGAAUCAUGUUUAUCACUCAUCUAAAAAAUGGGGUUGGGGCCUAAAUGAAAAAAUGGGUUAGAAUCGUCCGGCCCAAUUGCGUAGAACCCAAAAAAAUCCCAAAAAUUUCCCGCGCGUUUAUUCCAUAGCAGAGUUUUACAGUGACAAGCAGUAGAACGAAAAAGGCAAUGGAACCCUGGGAAGAACUGGACGUGGACGACUCAGAUAUCCCUUCUCUUCUCCGACCUUGCAAGCGUCACCAACCGUCUCAAGCUUCAACCCCUCAGCCUCACUCCAACUCUUCUUCUUCUUCGUCUUCUUUGCCGCGGUUCAUUCCGGGCCCUGCCGGAACCGUACAGGCCGCGAUGCAACUCCGAGCUCGUAACAACCACGCCUUCACUGGCGGCCGGGACGAGGAACCAGUCCCUACCCAAGAUUAUAUAAGGAGGGUACUCGAAAACGGCCCCGAACAUGACGAUGAUUUCACCGCCAAUCCCUGGCUUUUCGCCCUAGACUUUCUUCGAAAACAUGAUAUGGAUCAUACGGUGGAUGGUAGCGGUGUGACGCCUGGAAAGGCUUUGGGUUGGAUUAAGAAUGGUCUUGAAACUGACAAGGUAGAGCAGGUUGUUGCUAUAAUCAAGUCAUUUACCCCGAAUGGUCUUGGAGAUUUGAUGGUAACUUUGAAGGAUCCUACAGGUACAAUGGGUGCUAGCAUCCAUCGCAAAGUCCUUUCCGAGGGACAGUUUGGUAAGGAUAUAUCUGUUGGUGCGGUUUUGAUACUCAAGAAGGUUGCAGUGUUUUCCGCCUCACGCUCUGCACAUUAUCUUAAUGUAACCUUGAAUAAUGUGGUAAAGGUUAUCUCCAAGGACUGUGGACCUCCUUUGGAAGAUAAUUCUCCUGCUUUGCCAGAUAAAUAUAUAGCUAAAAUUACUGAAAGAAGCAAAGCAUCAAAUUUGCCACAAGAAAUCACGUCGCGGGAAAGAACUGGAGGAAUCCUGAAUAGCCAAGAAGAAAAUCUUGAGAUAAGAGGGAAAGCACAUGAUGACAGAGUAAGGAGCGAAACAUUACAGGUCCUGCUAGGAAUCAUGUCACAGGAAAGAACUGAAGGAAUCAUGAAUACACAAAGUGAAAAUUUAAAUUUUAUGCAGAGUCGGAGUGCACGUAAUGACAGUGUAAGCAGCAAAACGUCACAGAUGCACCAAGAAAUCUUUUCACAGGAAAGAACCGAAGGUUUGUUGGAUAACCUAGGAGAAAAAUUCAACUCAAGAGGAAGUGCACACAAUGACAGAGUAAGCGACAUAACAUCACAGGUGCCACAAGAAAUAAUGUCCCAUGAAAGAACUGAAGGAAUAAUGGAUUGCCUAAGAGAAAAUUCAAAGUUGAGAGGGAGUGCACAUAAUGAUAGGGCAAUGGAAGUCAAUUUGGUACCCGGAAGCUGCAGCUUUAGCCAUGAUAAAUAUAGAAAUCAAAAUGCUGGUGUAGAGAAAGAAUAUAUAUUGGUUUCUAAACCUGGCAGCCAAGCCACUAAUGCCGCUGAAAAUUUGGUUAGGGUCCAUUCUCAUGACCAAAAAAGUGGGGUAAUACCUGAAGUUGGAAGUCAGAGGCAGCUCCUAAGUUCGAGAACCUCACCCCCGGACUGGACAGUGGAACAGUUGGAUCUGCUCAUGGUUGAUGACUGAGGUAGUGAAGGGUUUCUCACUUCUUACUUGGAAGGCUAUUCAGUUUAUCAGAAUAUUUGCUUUUUGGUUUGUCUAUUAGUUUCAAAUUUUACUUGUAAAUGGGAUUUUUUUUGUUUUUUGUUUUGUUUUUUUUUUUUUUUUUUUUUUCCUGCAAGUUAUGUUGACAAUGCCUAUUAAAGAUUUAUGUGAAAAAGAUUUAGAAUCACCAUCCUAAUUUUCUUUCAAGAAAAAUGUGUCAGAAUGUUCUUUGAUUAUUUGCAAAUCUUGAGGUAAAUGCAUGAUUCAAAAGACAUAAACAAAAUGAAGAAAUAAUCCUCGGGGUCUCCUGUCUCUUUCUUCUCUGUUCGACGUGUCUCCCACAAAUGGAGCAUUUGAGUUUGGAACUUGUCAUUAAUAAGCCUAAAUUGGAAAAAAAGUUAAAAUAUCACAAGAGCAACAUCACACAGCUAAAUAGUUGUUGCUCAUUUUUUCAAUUUAAAGAAAAAGAUUAUACAUUUUAAUUUUCUAUGCGCUAGGAAGAGGCCAUCUAUAAUUACAAUGCUUCAAGGUCAACGUUGAAUGACAGAUGACACAUACCCCAUGUAUAAAACUUUUACGGUAGUUUGUGACAGGUUCGUGAUGCAUGAUCAUCCAUAUUUUAAGUAUUUUCAUAUCAAAUUGCCAAAUAAUAAUAAUAAUAAUAAUAGUAAAA
Molecule: messenger RNA, 2354 nt
Organism: Ziziphus jujuba (common jujube)
Lineage: Eukaryota; Viridiplantae; Streptophyta; Magnoliopsida; Rosales; Rhamnaceae
Exons: 7
Coding region: 173-1663 (496 amino acids)
Biological process (GO): recombinational repair
Source: RefSeq, a predicted model, not a curated record